This is a messenger RNA of Symbiodinium necroappetens, 291 nucleotides long. The record is from the annotation of a GenBank genome assembly. Lineage: Eukaryota; Dinophyceae; Suessiales; Symbiodiniaceae.
AUGCCUCCAGGAACCAGGUAUAUCCACUGCGAGAAGUCCAUCGCCGCAGACCCCAUUGGAGACCUCUUCGGGCGUGUGGAGAAGCAGGCGCGCAUUCCCAGCGGCCCCAACGGCAAGGAGCAGGUCGACCCAAGGUGGGUCAAGGACAACAUCCCUUUCUGCGGCGAAGCCUACCUGGCCCAUGUCCGCUAUGGCACCGACUCCGAGAACAGCCUCGACAGGCCGGACUUGAAGAGCCGGAGCUUUUUUCGAUUUUUGGAAAAUAAGGGGUACCCUCUUUUGGGGUCCUAA